UUUGCGGAACGGGAAACAGGAAGGAAGGACUCCAGGGGUUCGGGCCUCGGCUGCGGACUCCUCGAGGUCCCCAGUGCCCCGCGUAACAACAAGCUCAUGCCGAGUUCCUCCAGCCCUGCUCUUUUCCUCCAGUCAUGCUUCAUCCCUCCGAGCCCUGGUUUCCAAGUGGAGGGGGCAGGGAGUACCUGCUAGAAAAGUCUGGGGCGCCAAGGUCUGCCCCAGGACUCUAGGCUCCAUCCCAGGGUCGAGGCCCCGCCCCUCAGUAGCUUAUCCCUAGCCGGGGCUCCCCCCGUGGGAACGGGGACCAGCUGGCCGGAAGCGCCAAACUGCGUCCCUGUCGAGCCCCGGGGAUCAAUCAGGCCGAGGAGUUAAUUAUCACCGGGGGACUGACUCUGGGCAGCGUGACCUGAGGCCAGAGGGGAGUACUCCAUGUACCAUCCACGAGAGUUGUACCCCUCUCUGGGGACAGGCUACCGCCUUGGGCCCCCCCAGCCGGGGACAGAUUCCAGCUUCCCGCCUGCCCUGCCAGAGGGCUACCGCUACCCUGAUCUGGACACUCCCAAGUUGGAUUGCUUCCUCUCCGGGAUUGAGGCUGCUCCCUGCACCCUGGGCGCUGCCCCACCCCUGCCCCCGCUGCCCCCAGCCCUGGGCACUGAGCCAGCCCCCCCAGCCCCUGAGGCCCUUCAUUCACUCCCCGGAGUCAGCCUGAGCCUGGAGAACCGGGAGCUGUGGAAAGAGUUCAAUUCUGUGGGAACAGAGAUGAUCAUCACCAAAGCUGGGAGGCGCAUGUUUCCUGCUUGCCGAGUCUCAGUCACUGGCCUGGACCCCGAGGCCCGCUACCUGUUUCUUCUGGAUGUGGUUCCAGUGGACGGGGCUCGCUACCGCUGGCAGGGCCGGCGCUGGGAGCCCAGCGGCAAGGCGGAGCCCCGCCUGCCUGACCGCGUCUAUAUUCACCCCGACUCUCCUGCCACGGGUGCCCACUGGAUGCGGCAGCCUGUGUCUUUCCAUCGUGUCAAGCUCACCAACAGCACCCUGGACCCCCACGGCCAUCUGAUCUUGCACUCCAUGCACAAGUACCAGCCCCGCAUCCACCUGGUGCGGGCCGCCCAGCUCUGCAGCCAGCACUGGGGGGGCGUGGCCUCCUUCCGCUUCCCCGAGACGGCAUUCAUCUCUGUGACAGCCUACCAGAACCCGCGGAUCACACAACUGAAGAUCGCCGCCAAUCCCUUUGCCAAGGGCUUCCGGGAGAACGGCAGAAACUGUAAGAGGGAGCGAGAUGCCCGUGUGAAGAGGAAACUGCGGGGCCCAGAGCCUGGAGUGGCAGAGGCCUAUGGGAGCGGAGAUGCACCAGGCGGUCCCUGCGACUCCACGCUGGGUGGGGACGUCCGUGAGUCAGAUCCAGAGCAGGCCCCGGCCCCCCGCGAAGCUGCCCUGGCCCCAGCUCCUCUGUGCGGAGGCUCCAGCGCCGAAGCCUACCUGCUGCACCCCGCGGCUUUUCACGGGGCCCCCAGUCACCUUCCAACCAGGAACCCCAGCUUCCCUGAGGCUCCAGACUCGGGGCGUCCAGCGCCCUACUCAGCUGCGUUCCUGGAGCUGCAGCCUGGGCCAGGGGUCUCAGGGUACCCAGCCGCUGCUCCCCCAGCACCCUUUGCCUCACACUUCCUCCAGGGGGGCCCCUUCCCCAUUGCCUACCCCGGCCCUGGGGCUUACCUGGAUGUGGGCUCCAAACCAAUGUACUGAGGUCUCCCUGGGCCCUCUGCCUCCCCCCACCCUACCCCAUCUUCCAUCACAGACCUCUGCCGCCCUUCCCCCAGGCCUGUGGCCCCAUCCCUUCCACUGGCCCCAUCCCCCACGCCAAAUGGCUGCCUGGGGCCUCCCCCACCCCACUUCACACUUUGAUUUCACUCCCACCCACCCUGGCUUCAAAGCUCUGGCUAAGCUGCUGGGAGUCCAGCUGGGGCCAGCUUCCCCUUCCAGACUCUCACCUCGGUGUGAAUGGAGGGAGGCUCUGCCUGGCCAAAUGGGGCCACUGCCCAACACUCCCACCUCCUGGGCCUCACCCUUGGGCUCUGCAAGUUCUACCCCCUCGCCCCAGUGCAAGCCACACCAGUCCACUGUCAGGACCAGAGUAUUUUUGUUAAUAAAACUCCAAAGACCUC
Molecule: messenger RNA, 2159 nt
Organism: Lontra canadensis (Northern American river otter)
Lineage: Eukaryota; Metazoa; Chordata; Mammalia; Carnivora; Mustelidae
Gene: TBX6
Product: T-box transcription factor 6
Exons: 9
Coding region: 430-1740 (436 amino acids)
Biological process (GO): positive regulation of DNA-templated transcription; heart looping; cell fate specification
Cellular component (GO): nucleus
Molecular function (GO): DNA-binding transcription factor activity, RNA polymerase II-specific; RNA polymerase II cis-regulatory region sequence-specific DNA binding
Source: RefSeq, a predicted model, not a curated record